Onychomys torridus (southern grasshopper mouse) is the source of this 811-nucleotide messenger RNA. Its product is annotated as translation initiation factor IF-2-like. Bases 83 to 811 code for a protein of 242 amino acids. The record is from RefSeq and is a predicted model, not a curated record. The transcript has a single exon. NCBI's taxonomy places the organism in Eukaryota, Metazoa, Chordata, Mammalia, Rodentia, Cricetidae.
AAAAAAAAAAAAAAAAAAAAAAAAACCAAAACAAGGCGAUCAACAAACCAGAGUCUUGGUUGGCUGGCUGGUUUUUGUUGCGAUGCUCUUUUUCGGGGGAGGAGGGGGGGGAGGACAGAGCACGCCCGCGACCCCGCGCGCGGACCGGCGGCGGCGUCUAGGUCCGCCCGCGGCGAUUGUUCAUUUUCGAGCUGCGCCGGAGCCUGACCAGCGUCUCGCGCUCCCGCUGGAGACAGGACCGGGAGGAGGCGGGGGAGGGGCGGCGCAGGGCGGGGGAGCGGCUGGUGCCCGCGGCUCCACCUCGCCGCCAGGGCCCCUCGCCGCGCGCCCCGGGAGCGGGAGGGCGCGGGGCGCGGCUCAGGCCCGGGCGGCGGGGCCCGCGGGCGGCGGCGCGCGUGGCUGCACCGAUCCCGGCCGGGCCGGGCGGCGGCACUGCGGCGGCGGCGUGCGCUCCGGGCCCCGGCAGGCGCGCGGCCGCCUAGAGAGGGGCGCUGGCAGCCGCGCGCGCGCACGAGGGGACCCCGGGGCGCCCUGCCCCUCCCCCGGCCCGGGGUCCGGCCGGCGCGCCCCAGCCUCCCCUGGCAGGGGCUGGGAUUUAAAGGGACAGGAACUGCGUAACGGGAAGGAACAGGGCACCGCGAGCGCACGCCGCGGCCAGCAGCCGGGACGAGUCGCGGGCGCCGCAGGCAGUGGAGGAGGGCCGCGCGAUCCCCACCCCGUUAGCCAAGGGGAUGCCAGUACCGUGGCCCGAGCUGGCCACGACUUGACGGCGGCGAGGCUCCUGCAAACCACAGGUGGUUUCUCCCUGUGA